Messenger RNA from Labrus bergylta (ballan wrasse), 1204 nucleotides. It is a transcript of the gene endouc, whose product is annotated as endonuclease, polyU-specific C. Lineage: Eukaryota; Metazoa; Chordata; Actinopteri; Labriformes; Labridae. The record is from RefSeq and is a predicted model, not a curated record. Gene Ontology annotation, molecular function: RNA endonuclease activity.
CACUGUUGUUCAAGCUGAGUCAGUGAGAGGCUGAGACAACCAUGGCUGCACGGUUCUGUGGAGUUGUUUUCUUCCUUACAUUGUUCCCCACUGGACUAAAUGCAGCAAGACCAGCUGUAAACCAGGAGCUUUCCACUCUUUUUAACGAGCUGUGGACGCUGGAUGUGAACAGAAUGACACCUGCUGUUGACUACACAAUCUCUACUCAGGGUCGAGCAGGUUUUGUAAACCAGGGAAACCAUGUUGUUCAGGAUCACGCCUCACUGCCUCUGUUCUCCAGCGUUAAUGAAACCAAACUGAACAACAUAAACACUUUCUCCAGGUUCACAAAACUUCUGGACAACUAUGAGCACUCCACUGGCACGGCUGAACGUGUUACAGCUGAGGAGCGGACGGAGAUUAAUCUAUUCCUGGAUGCCGUCUUAGAGACAGAAGUCAUGAAGCGGGCUCAUAGGUACCUGGUGAGCAAAGGAAAGUCCAGCUCCAUCCUGAGGUUGUUUAAGAGUCAGCUGCACCUGAUCUGGUUCCAGCUCUACCGCAGACAAAGAAACGCAGACCUGGACUCCAGUGGAUUCGAGCAUGUCUUUGUCGGAGAGACAAAAUCUGGAACAGAAAUUGUUGGUUUUCACAACUGGGUCCAGUUCUACCUGCAAGAAAAAAACAGCAACUUGGACUACAAGGGAUACAAGGCCAGGGAUCAUGACUUACCCGAUCAAGACGACCACGUCCUGAACCUCCAGUUCAGCUGGCACGGUUUGGUGAAGCCCGUUGGCAGCGCCUUUAUCGGGACUAGCCCUGAGUUCGAAAUGGCCCUCUUCACCGUCGUCUUCCUCAUGAACACAGAGAGGAGCACCACCGUGCUGGUCAACAUCGACCAGUGUCAGAUUGAGCUUGUGGUCAUCAGACAUGGACGCUCCCUUGGGACGGCAUACCCCAAACUGCACAGCAGCAACAGCCGGCAUAUUAGACAGAACUCACACUGAAGGGCAGAACCCUGUGAUGCAAAGUUAUGCUCCCAUAUAUCAAUAUAUCCAUGACUCUGUAGAUGUUUGGUUUAAAAUGCACUAAGGGGGUUUUAAGUAAUUAUUAUUAUGCUUUUUGUAACAUAACAAUGAGUAAGGUCUUUUACCUGCUUUUCGUAAAGUGCCUCGAGAUAGCACUUGUUAUGAGUUGACGCUAUACAAAUAAAAAUUGAUUGAUUGAU